AUGAGUGUAGAGUCCACCAAGCCACGUGAUGCUUGCUGCUCCAAGCUUAAGCUUUUUCUGGCCUCUAUGGCAUUCGCGUACUUUGCCAAAGCCUUUGGUGGUGCGUACAUGAAGAGCUCCAUCACCCAGAUUGAAAGGCGCUUCGACAUCCCCAGCUCAUUUAUGGGGGUCAUAGACGGCAGCUUUGAAAUGGGCAACCUUUUGGUAAUAGCCUUUGUGAGCUACUUUGGUGCGAAGCUCCAUCGUCCCAGACUGAUUGCGAUUGGCUGCAUGAUCAUGUCUGUUGGGUCCUUCCUCAUUAGUCUACCACACUUUCUGCAGGGCCCGUAUAAAUACGAGACCAGCAUGAUUCACAAUACCCAGGUCAAUGACACGGAGAGCAUCCUGCCGUGUUCGUCCAACCACAGUUUGACCGAUGUUGACGACACACCCGAUUUAGCAACACGAGCAGAUUGUGAGAAGGCCACUGGUUCAUCCAUGUGGGUUUACGUGUUCCUGGGAAACAUUCUGCGUGGGAUUGGAGAAACCCCCAUCAUGCCCCUGGGGGUGUCCUACCUGGAUGACUUUUCCAAAGAAGAGAACACUCCUUUCUACUUGGCCUGCAUCCAUACAGUGGGAAUCUUGGGCCCCAUGUUUGGCUACAUGAUGGGAUCCUUCCUUGCCAAGAUCUACGUGGACGUUGGAUCUGUGAAUUUAGAUAGCGUGACCAUCAACUACAAGGACUCCCGCUGGGUCGGGGCCUGGUGGCUGGGCUUCAUCGCGACCGGCACAAUUGUCUUGCUCUCCAGUAUCCCCUUCUGGUUCCUGCCCAAGUCUCUUCCAAAGCAGGGGAAGGAGAAGGACCAGAGUAAAGGCCUGGAGCUCUGCACAGAGGCAGAGCAGGAUAAUUUCCUCCAGCACCAGGAUCAGGAAGAGAAAGAAGUUACAUUCCAGGAAAUGGCUAAAGAUUUCAUUCCAUCACUGAAGAUACUCUUCAGGAACAGCAUCUACUCCAUGAUGAUCCUCACCUACCUGGUGAUCGUCAAUGGCUUCAUCGGCAUGAUCACCUUCAAGCCAAAGUUCUUGGAGCAAAUCUAUGGCCAGUCGGCCUCCAAGGCCAUUUUCCUCAUAGGUAUCCUCAAUCUGCCCGCAGUGGCCUUAGGCGUCAUUACUGGAGGUUUUGUUCUGAAGCGUUUCAAGCUGGGCGUGAUUGGGGCAGCCAGGGUGUCCAUAACGGCGUCACUUGGCUCCUUUUGCCUGCUGCUCGUGCAGGUCUUCCUUCGUUGCGAGAGCGCGGAGGUGGCUGGCCUCACUGUCACAUAUCAAGGAAUCCCUGAUGUGUCCUAUGAGCCGCAGACAUUGUUGUCACAAUGCAACGCCGGCUGCUCCUGCUCAAUGAAGCAGUGGGACCCAGUGUGCGCCGACAAUGGGAUGACGUAUGCUUCUCCCUGCCUGGCUGGGUGUGAGACCUCCACGGGCACUGGAAAGGAGAUGGUGUUCCAUAACUGUUCUUGCAUUACCGAAGUGAUCAGUCCAAGCCAAACUACCUCAGCGGUGCUGGGCCAGUGCUCCAGGAAAAGCGACUGCGAUCGGGUCUUCAAAAUCUACAUGGUUCUGUCCGUGGUGGGCUCCUUCAUAUCGGCGUGUGGAGGCACCCCUGGUUACAUCGUGCUGCUCAGGUCCAUACAGAAAGACUUGAAGUCUCUGGCUUUAGGAAUGCAGACGUUAAUCGUAAGAACUUUGGGUGGGAUACCUCCUCCUAUAUAUUUUGGAGCCCUUAUUGACCGGACUUGUUUGAAAUGGGGUACCAAGCAGUGUGGAGGCCGUGGCGCGUGCAGACUUUAUGAUGCAGACGCGUUCAGGUGGAUAUUCAUGGGGUUGAUUGCUGGACUAUACCUCCUGUCGAACAUGAUGUGGGGAGGCCUGUACUGCAAAAUUGUCCAGAGGCAGAAGAAAUUGGCAUUGAGGGAGCAGGCCAAAGAAAAUGGACUCGAGGGGAACAGUGUGAACGGACAUGCUGAUGUCAAUAUCGCUCUAAACAAAGAGGACACAGACAAAGAGAGCACCAUUUAA
This is a messenger RNA of Phycodurus eques (leafy seadragon), 2052 nucleotides long. RefSeq names its product solute carrier organic anion transporter family member 1C1-like. Lineage: Eukaryota; Metazoa; Chordata; Actinopteri; Syngnathiformes; Syngnathidae. Bases 1 to 2052 code for a protein of 683 amino acids. The transcript has 13 exons. Gene Ontology annotation, biological process: transmembrane transport; sodium-independent organic anion transport. The record is from RefSeq and is a predicted model, not a curated record. Gene Ontology annotation, molecular function: protein binding. Gene Ontology annotation, cellular component: membrane.